Molecule: messenger RNA, 1010 nt
Organism: Centruroides sculpturatus (bark scorpion)
Lineage: Eukaryota; Metazoa; Arthropoda; Arachnida; Scorpiones; Buthidae
Gene: Pex19
Product: peroxisomal biogenesis factor 19-like
Exons: 8
Coding region: 89-916 (275 amino acids)
Biological process (GO): protein import into peroxisome membrane
Cellular component (GO): peroxisome; peroxisomal membrane
Source: RefSeq, a predicted model, not a curated record
AGGGAUAUUGUAGUGCUAAGUUGAAUGGUACGUGUAGUUUGUGGUUUGCCGUGAUUAGGGUUAUAGAAGUUGUAUAAGGAGUUUAAAAAUGUCGGAGGUAAAUAAUUGCGAAGACGAAGAAUUAUCUAAUCUAUUAGACUGUGCCUUGAAAGAUUUUGAUAAACCUAUAGAAGAUAAAAAGCCAAAUAUUGAAAAUGAAAAUAAAAACGAAGAAGCAAAAAAUACAGAAGCACAUUUACACCAGUCAACAGAAACAAGUUCAGAUCAAGUAUGGGACUUCAGUAAAUUUGAAGAAGCCAUGAAUUCAUUAGUAUUAGGUGAUAAACAAUUAAAAGAAAAUCUCAAUAGUCUUUCUGAAUUUGCAGAUCAAGAGGGAGAAACAGCGGAUGAGGAUUUUGCUGCAUCGCUAGCGAAUACUUUGAAAGGAUUGGCUGAAAACACAGAGAAUAUUUUUGAAACUUCGAACGAAGAUUUUAAACAACUACUAAAUAAUUUAGCUAAAGACAACGAAGCCGGAAGUGAUGACAUCAUGCCAAAUUUUCUACCAUUGAUGCAAGACAUCAUGCAAAAAUUACUGUCCAAAGAGCUGCUGUAUCCGGCGUUAAAAGAUAUAGUCGAUAAGUAUCCAAAGUGGUUAGAAGAUGCUCAAGGAACACUGCAACAGAAAGAGUAUGACUGCUACAACCAACAGUAUCAACUGAUGAAGGAAAUCUGCGAGGAAUUUGAGAAGGAAGAUGACGACAACAGACUAGAAAAGGAAAAAUUUGAUAAAAUUUUAAAUUUAAUGCAGAAGAUGCAGGAUUGUGGCCAUCCUCCAAAAGAACUAAUUGGCGAAAUGCUCCCCUUAAUAGAGUUUGAUGAACGAGGAAAUCCGAAAAUACCAAGCCUACAGGGAGACCAGUGUAGUAUAAUGUAAAUCCGUUGUUGCAUAUGAUGUAUAUUAUUUACGAAGUUCGUUUGUAUAAUAAUUGUCCGUGCAUAGCUUUUGAAAAAUAAAUACUUGUAUUUUA